Molecule: messenger RNA, 2148 nt
Organism: Colletes gigas
Lineage: Eukaryota; Metazoa; Arthropoda; Insecta; Hymenoptera; Colletidae
Exons: 2
Coding region: 57-713 (218 amino acids)
Source: RefSeq, a predicted model, not a curated record
GCUGUGCUCGGACCAGAGACGCUCCAUAUCGCGAAUAUCAGAUUAGGAUAAAAAAGAUGACGCCUAUGCCCCGAUGGGUGUUGCUGGCGUUGCUGUUGGCAGGCGCCGAGGCGCGUCCGCACGAGGACGCAUGCGCCCGUCUGUGCCUAGCACGGGAUAGGAGCCUGGAGGUUACGGGAGUUUGCGACCACCGGCAGAGACUCGUCCUUCAGUCCACCGGAGGCCGGUACCCGACCCAGCGCCUCCUCGGGCUCUGCCUGACCCCGUGCAACGGUCCAGGAAACGAUCCCCUGCGCUUCGACGACUCUCAGACCUGUCGCGUAUUCAGGGAGUCGAUGAUCCGUCGACGCGGUUGUUCCUGCCACGGGACCUGGACCCUCGAAACGGAGGACGCACGGUUGGACGUAUCGUUCCAGGAUUCCUACAGUCGCGAUUCGGUGGACGAACGAUCGAGCAUGUCGAAGGCUGCAGCUCUCAUCGAAGUCGAGAAGGAUCAUAGAAGCAGACAUAAGAUGCAGUCGUCUGGGUUAAUCGAGGACGUUCGGUUGAACAACGAAGACUGGGAGAGCUCCGUGGACGUUGGAGUCUCGAACCUGGAUGCUCCCGCCAAAGUCGACUCAACGGAGGACCCCGUCGACUGGGACCUGUGGUGCAUGGCUCAGUGUGACAACGGCCACGGCGGUACCGCCUGCAACUGUGACCUUAUACCUUGAGCAGGACGAAGAAGAGCCGGGCGAUGGGGGACAGGCACGAAUCGACAUAUCUCGUAGGUUAGCCCUCCGGUUAGCGCGUAAGGUUAGUUUUACUGGGUAAACGUUCCGUUUCUCCUCUACCUUUUCAUCCCCCGUCGCAUGUUCCUCGCGAAUGUCUCGUCGAUGGCACGCGAUCGAGAAAAUACACGUUGGUAGUUUAAUCGCUUUUAGGCUUAAGAGUUCUCUACGCAAGGUCCGGUUCACGCGCUCCGACGCACGGGCCGGGUAAAAGGCUCGCGACGAAUUAUCGUAGAGGUGGACGCGUUUCUCGCGUUUAUUCCGAUUGAGGCGUGUGAACGGGACACCGACGUGCAAUGUGUGUAUUAUGCAAUAAACGAUAUUUCUACGUGGACGCGAUGCGACGUUGAACGUGCAUCGACGCGGUCUGCGUACGCCUAGUUCUUUAUGGUCGAUUGUAUCAUAGGAGCCACGAUCAGCGCGUACUUAACGAACGUUAGCGUUUAAGUUAGCUGUCCGAGGGACGCGAACGAAAUCCAUGUCUUCCAUUUCCGUAGACUGCUGCUCAGCGUGCGAUCGAGGAUCUUGUACGUGUUGCCUGAGACGCGAAUUAGGGCCCGAGCACGCGAGUAUCGAUAGUUAUCGCGUGUUAGUCGGUGACAGCGUCGAUCGCCGCGUGGACGAUCGACGAUCGGUGUAGAAACGAUGCUGCUGUUCGUUUAUUUAUAGCGUGCCGUUAAAAAAUGUUGUGACGCGACAAUAAGACGUAGAUUUUAGUAUGCCUUGCGCGAUGCAACCUCGUCCUUCGCGCACUUUCGACCCUCCAUUCGUCUAUUAAACGUUUUCCCAAUAUCAACGAUGACACACCGAGAACGGAAGAAUCGAGCAGUUUUUACUUUUCCCGUGAACAUUUGUCUGCCCAUCGAAACUACAUGAACUCGUCGAAAGUGUGCGAAUGACCACGACUUCAGCGGAUCAUUAUCUGGGCUAUAGAUGUAAGUGAACUUGCUUUGUAAAUAUUUACACGAAUAAGGUCUACGAUUGGAGAUCCUAUAUCAAUUAGCGAUCAUAUCGAGGAAUCGAAACGGGGUACCAAUUUACAAGCGUAGGAAUUAAUCUCUGGGCUAUAUUCGCUGUUAACAUUACUCUAUCGUACAUCUUAUACACACGUAAUCGUAAGGGAUGUGUGGUUGCUGCCGGUAAGCAGUCAUACGAAUAACGAAACUAUCGAUUGUAUUGAAAAUAUUGUACUCGGAAAUCUAUGGGUGGAAAAUGUAUAAGCUCUUCCCGUGCCCUCAACUUAUAUCCGUGAACUGUCUUUAUUAAUACUGUGAACCUUACAGAUAUAUAUUUGUAUUAUUUACGUUUACGAUUGUAAAUUAUGUAUAUAUACGAUAUAAGCAACCGAUAUUCGCAUUAUGUUUUUGUCAUACGAUAA